UGUGCACUAGACUGCAUUACAAACAGACGAUACCAUCGCUUCAACUGCACCCUUUCAGACAAGAGAUUCAAGAGAGCAACACAAGAAGUGGCAUCUCUCAGAAUGGCUUCCAGCCACUGGAAUGAAACCACUACCUCUGUUUAUCAGUACCUUGGUUUUCAAGUACAAAAAAUUUACCCUUUCCAUGAUAACUGGAACACUGCCUGCUUUGUCAUCCUACUUCUAUUUAUAUUUACAGUGGUAUCAUUGGUGGUACUAGCUUUUCUGUAUGAAGUGCUCGACUGCUGCUGCUGUGCAAAAAACAAAACUGUGAAAGACUUGAAAAGUGAACCUAACCCUCUUAGAAGUAUGAUGGACAACAUCAGAAAACGUGAUACUGAAGUGGUCUAGCUCUCCACAACAAGAACAAAACCUUUAAAAGCAGACUUCAGCCUCUUCUGAAAUAAAAAAAAUUUUCUGAGGCCAACUCUUACAACAAAAGUGAUUCUGACUCUGAAAGAUUAAAACAUUUUCAGUGGAA
Molecule: messenger RNA, 520 nt
Organism: Octodon degus (degu)
Lineage: Eukaryota; Metazoa; Chordata; Mammalia; Rodentia; Octodontidae
Gene: Smim18
Product: small integral membrane protein 18
Exons: 2
Coding region: 103-390 (95 amino acids)
Source: RefSeq, a predicted model, not a curated record